Drosophila eugracilis is the source of this 5450-nucleotide messenger RNA. RefSeq names its product serine/threonine-protein phosphatase 2B catalytic subunit 2 (gene Pp2B-14D). The record is from RefSeq and is a predicted model, not a curated record. The transcript has a single exon. Gene Ontology annotation, molecular function: calmodulin-dependent protein phosphatase activity; calmodulin binding. Gene Ontology annotation, biological process: calcineurin-mediated signaling. Gene Ontology annotation, cellular component: calcineurin complex; cytoplasm. Lineage: Eukaryota; Metazoa; Arthropoda; Insecta; Diptera; Drosophilidae. Bases 522 to 2246 code for a protein of 574 amino acids.
GCAGUGUAUUUGAGCUUUUGGGCUACGGUCACAUUGCUGAAAAUUCCAUUAAAACGAAAAAAAAAGUAGCGAAAGAGAGAAAUUACGACGUCUGCAGGCCCGUAGCGAAAAAAAAACCAGCAAAUACUGAGACAGAGUGACUAUGAUUGUUGUUAAGUGAAAGCAGCAUUUUGGUAAACGGCUAGGCCAGCGGCAGAGGGUAGGGAAAGCAGUGGAGUUAGCGUUCAAAAAUCAAAGCCAGCGGAAAGGAAAGCGAAUCAAAGCUGGAAGGCGAUAAAGCGGCUCACCAGGCACUCCAACAACAACAACACAGCAGCAGCAGCCAGGGAAAGUGCAAGUGUGUGCGUUCGUGUGAGUGAGCGAGUGAGUAAGUGUGUGGGCAGUGGAAACUGAACUGAGCCGAGAGAGAGCGACCGAGCGAAAGGGAGAGCAAGUGAAGAACCAUAGUGGAAGUGGGAGCGGGAGAGGAGCACUCCGAUUCCGAAUCCCGUAAUAGAAACCCAGAAACAGAAGCCCAGAACAUGUCUUCGAAUAACCAGAGCAGCAGCACCGUUGGCCAGGCGGCAACAAGUGCCCGUACCGCCAGUUCCAGCGCCGCAGCAGAUGCCACAGAUGCCAAUAGUACCGCCUCAAACAACAAUAAUAAUAACAAUAGCAGCAGUACCGCUGCAGCGGGCAAUAACAGCGACAACAGCGGCAGUCCCACCACUGGAACGGGCACUGGAAAGCUGCACGGUGGCCACACGGCGGUAAACACCAAGGAACGGGUGGUGGAUAGCGUUCCCUUCCCGCCCAGCCACAAGCUGACCUUGGCUGAGGUGUUCGACCAGCGAACCGGUAAGCCAAACCAUGAGCUGCUUAAGCAGCAUUUCAUUCUGGAGGGCCGGAUCGAGGAGGCGCCCGCUUUGAAAAUCAUCCAGGACGGUGCCGCACUGUUAAGGCAGGAGAAGACAAUGAUCGAUAUCGAGGCGCCGGUAACGGUAUGCGGUGAUAUCCAUGGGCAGUUUUAUGACUUGAUGAAGCUGUUUGAAGUGGGCGGAUCGCCAGCCAGCACCAAGUAUCUGUUCCUCGGCGACUACGUCGAUCGGGGCUACUUCAGCAUCGAGUGUGUCCUGUAUUUGUGGUCACUGAAGAUCACCUAUCCGCAGACGCUGUUCCUGCUGCGCGGCAACCACGAGUGCCGGCAUCUGACCGAGUACUUCACCUUCAAGCAGGAGUGCAAGAUCAAGUACUCGGAACGUGUCUACGACGCCUGCAUGGACGCAUUUGACUGCCUGCCGCUGGCGGCACUCAUGAACCAGCAGUUCCUCUGCGUGCACGGCGGACUGUCGCCCGAAAUACAUGAACUGGAGGACAUCCGGAAGCUCGAUCGCUUCAAAGAGCCACCAGCCUUUGGCCCUAUGUGUGACCUUCUGUGGUCCGAUCCCUUGGAGGACUUUGGCAAUGAGAAGAACUCCGACUUCUAUACGCACAACUCCGUGCGCGGCUGCUCGUACUUCUACAGCUAUGCCGCCUGCUGCGACUUCCUGCAGAGCAACAACCUGCUUUCGAUCAUCCGGGCGCACGAGGCGCAGGACGCCGGCUACCGUAUGUACCGCAAGAGCCAGACUACCGGUUUCCCAUCGCUGAUCACCAUCUUCUCGGCGCCCAACUAUCUUGACGUGUACAACAACAAGGCAGCGGUGCUGAAAUACGAGAACAACGUGAUGAACAUCCGGCAGUUCAACUGCUCGCCGCAUCCGUACUGGCUGCCAAACUUCAUGGACGUGUUCACCUGGUCGCUGCCCUUCGUUGGCGAGAAGGUCACCGAGAUGCUGGUCAACGUGCUGAACAUCUGCUCCGAUGAUGAGCUCAUGACCGAGGAAAGCGAGGAGCCACUCUCGGACGACGAGGCGGCGUUGCGCAAGGAGGUGAUCCGCAAUAAGAUCCGUGCCAUCGGCAAGAUGGCGCGUGUCUUCUCUGUGCUGCGCGAGGAGUCCGAGUCGGUGCUGCAGCUGAAGGGCCUGACGCCCACGGGCGCCCUGCCCCUCGGCGCCCUAUCCGGCGGCAAGCAGUCGCUCAAGAAUGCCAUGCAGGGCUUCUCGCCCAACCACAAGAUUACCUCGUUUGCGGAGGCCAAGGGCCUGGAUGCUGUCAACGAACGGAUGCCGCCGCGACGGGACCAGCCGCCAACGCCCAGCGAGGAUCCACAUCAUCAGUCGGGGCAGCAUAGUCAACAAGGCAACAAUGGGGCAGGGCAUGGGUAAGCUGGUGCCAUUUUAUGCGGCUGCAGAAAACGCAGGAUGCAGAUGCGGCGCGGAGGCGUCUGGCGAGUAGAUGGUCUGUAGGAAGGGGCUGAGUGGAGAGGAGCGGAGGCAACACAAAGAACACCAACCGAACGGAACCUUAAUUAAGCUUAAUGUGGCAGAGCAACAACUUAAAUACUAAAACUAAUUCUAAUUCUAAGUAAUUGUCAUAACCCCCCAUGCAUUUCGUAAGUGAUCCCGCGACAGCUCCAUGCCCUAGAUCCUAUGCCCAUGGCCCAGAGAGCCUCCAAACCGAUUGGCAUGUAGCAGAGAUUUGUUUUUACGCAGGCGCGCGCACAUUGGAUAUUAGAAUUAUAUGUGGCAUACUUUGGCGCGCCGGCAACCAGAAAAAUUCCCCUUUUUCUCAAUAGCAGAAAAAACAACCCAACCCCAUAACCUAGAUUAAGUUGUAAUGUAUAAAACUGAAAUGGUCAAAUUUUAAAAAUGAAAAAUGAACAAAAAACCUAAAGCAAACCCCAUACCCGCAAAAAAAAAAAAAAAAAAAAAGAAAAGAAAAGAGAAAACAUAUAAAAUGUUAAAAGAAGCAUGAAGCACUAACCUAAAUGAAGAUAUGGGAAAAAAAAUCCAGCGCUAAUCUGUUUCAAACAUUUAGCAGCGCCAAAAAGAAGCGUACAUAUAUGUAUACAUAUGAUUAUAUAGAAAGAUCGAAGCACACACAAACACACACGCAUAUAUAGAACCGAAAGUGUAAUGAAAUUCAAAAUGAACAAAGGUCAUUUUUGUAAUAGUCGUAAUCCUUGAACUUUAGAAAUGUAAUCUUGCAUAGAAACAAAAAACAAUUUCAAAAACCAUUUGCAAUAUGUGCCGCAAUAGUCCAUAAAUGUUCCUUAUACGAAUUAAAUAUUGAAAGUGAAAACAGAGUUUAUUUUUUUUUUAAAUAUAUAUAUAUAUAUAUAUAUAUAUAUGUAUAAUUGUUGCAUAAUCUAACUUUCGACUUAAUAUGUUAAAUUUUUACGUGUACGACUGUGUGUGUAUAACUACUUGCGUUUUAUCAGUUGUUUUGGCUAAUUAAAAACGGCAAGCAAAAAAAAAAACAAACAUAAAACAUAAUCGCUGUUUUGAGGAUCAAGUCUAGCUAAUUAAUCAAUCGAUUUAAUUACAGUAAAUGCAUUUUUAACAAACACUCAAACACACACAGAGAUAGACACAGAGAAACGGAUCGUUUACCAUUUAAAUAGCAAAUCAAAUAUUUAACUAAUAAAUUACUAUGUAAACAUAAUAACAUAUAAUAUAUUCCUGCGUGUAAAUUGAACUAAAAGAUUAAUUCAUUUAGCAAAACGAUUUUUGUUGAAAGCUAAUACAUAAGCCAAUACACACACAACUAAUUCAAUUUUUAAAAAGCUAAUUGGAAAAUGAUUAAGCUAAACAAAACAAAACAAAAAUAAAUAUGAGAUGUAUUUAAGUAAGUAUAAGGCAUGGAACACGUGAGAAACGGAUGAGUUUCGGCGUUUCAGAUCAAUUCAAUGAUAAUGAUGGCAAUCAAUUUCUCAAUUUCCGCUAACAACCUGUUCCCAAAACUGAUGGUAUCAGCUUCUCCAGUAUCAGUAUCAAUAUCAAAUCAAAACCUAAAUAUACAUAUAUAUAUAUAUAUUUAUUCACACACGCAAGAAAUGCCUUCAUCCACAGAUCACAUUUAAAUCCAACUUCCCAAAAAAAAAAAAAAAAAAAAGAAAGAAUAUUUAUGCUGUACUUUGCUUCGACUCUUCAACCACCAAUAACUGCAUUAAACUCUAAUCUAAAAUAUUUAUACAGAUAUAUAUUAUAUAACGAGUUGAAAUUGGAAAACAAUUAGUUUUUAGUGAUCUAUGCACGUAUCGUAACAAUACCAAGAUUAAUUAAAUCGUAGCUAAAAGAAACAAAUCAAGGAUGAGCCACAGUCUAGGAGGGAAACUUUAGCUUUUAUAAAAAACAAAAACAAAAGAAAAACGGAAAACGGAAAACAACGUACUUAACUAAUUGAGAAAUAUAAACACAUAUAUAUAUACCGUUUUUUUUUUCAAAUCCGCAACCAUAACUAUAUAAUUAUUGAAAAGGUUAAGAUAUGAGCGAGGUUUAAGUUUCAAUGUUUCUGUUUUCUAUAUGGUUAAAUUGUUGAUGCUGUUAUGCUGCAAAUGAAUAUUUAGUUAGUGCCGAGUGAAAUGGGGAAUCUCCUCAAAUCAAAUUUAAUUACAAUAGUCAAAAGUAUGAAACAGAGGAGAACACCAAUACCAAAAAAAAAAAACAAAGUAAUGAUUGUAUACACUCAGAAAACCAAUCGGCAUAAAUCUUAGAAAAUCGCCGGAUUUUUGGUGUCAAGGUGCCAUUUAUAUUUGUGGAAAAUAUUUUUAACAACUACGGUAUUUUUCUUCUUAAAGAAUUCAUUUAAAAAAAAAAAUAUAUUGUUAGUCUAGAAGCAAAUGUUAAAAAUUGGUAAUAUUUCUGGAAUAAUUUUGAAAUUUUGCAUACGUUUAGUAUAUAAAUCAUAUUAAAACUAUCAAAAUAUUCAUAUAUCAGUAAUUCAAAUUUAAAUAUUUUAUUUAUUUAAUUAUAAUUUCUUAAAGAAAAACAUAACAAAAUUUUCCAAAAAUAACUAAACAGUUUAGGCCAUUAAACAUAGGGCAAUUGUCAGAUGUUUGUCUGAAAUAAAUUAAUUGUAAAUUUUCAAUUUUUAAGGCGAUUUGUAUUCCGAGUGUAUCAAAUGCCAUGGUAAAGUAUUAUGCUAAGGAGUAAUUCUACAUUAUUUAUAACUAACAAUAUAUUUGCUUAGCUCCCUUGAGUAAUGAAAGUAACUACUGCAUGAGGCAUAGAACAAACUUCCCGGCACAUAGUAAAACUAAAUAAAUUAAUAGGCCGUCAAAGGGAGAUGAGUAGAUUUUGAUAAUACAUCAAGACCAUACCGACAUACUUAUGGAACUAUUAAAAGACGCAUUAAAAACGUUCAAGAUAACGCAUAAUAAUAAUAACAAUAAUAAUACCCAGACAAAAGCAGAAUCAAAAAGAAAAUGCGGGAACGAUACGGCUGCAUGGUAUAUAUACAUACAUAUAUAAGACAUUUCGCCUCUUAAAGCAAUUAUAAAGAUAACAAAUGAGUAACGUUUAUUAUAUUAUUAAAUUAUACAUACAUAUACAUACUAUAUAAACGGAAUAAAAUAAAUCAGCAGCAAA